This is a messenger RNA of Guillardia theta CCMP2712, 984 nucleotides long. RefSeq lists its product as hypothetical. Bases 1 to 984 code for a protein of 327 amino acids. The record is from RefSeq and is a predicted model, not a curated record. NCBI's taxonomy places the organism in Eukaryota, Cryptophyceae, Pyrenomonadales, Geminigeraceae. The transcript has 12 exons.
AUGCAGAUGAGUCUUCGGCCAGUGCUCAGCCUCUUGCUUUGCGUCUGCAUGAUGCAGACGGCUUCCUCCUUCCGACACUUCUUAGUACCGGCGCAGCCGGGUCAUGAAGUGCGGGAAGGGAGCUGUAAUCAACCUCCUCCAUUCGUGAGCAUCCCUGUUCCCAAACGACAUGUAGGGCACUCGCCAGCUUCGGGCACGAGGUUGACCAAGGCGAUCAGAGGAGUGGAGGCGCUGGCUCAGACGAUCUCUGCCGUCAAGCAGGAGAUCGCAAGGCGAGACGUGUUCCUUCACAUUGCCAAGAAGCGAGCGUACGCUGACGAGCCUGCCGCCGCAGCGGACAAGUGUCCGAACCUCAAGGAGAUCAGCAAGAAGUCUCGUCCUAGCGAUUUCACGGAAGACUUGUAUCAGGGGAUCUGGUAUGAGCUUGCAUAUCACGACGUCACUCAAGCCAACUACUUCUGUGGAUGCACACGAUUCAAUUUCACCAUUCGCAGCAACAACAUGAUCGAGGACAUGUUCACUACAACGUGCCCGAUGACUGGAGUGCUUCCAGGCGAGGACGUGGCCAAGAAGAUCUAUACUCUCAACAUGACUAUCCAGUAUGACAAGUCGAAGCCUGGAGAGUUUCUUGAGAAAGGCUUCGCUUACAAUUUUCCCAACUACGUGCUCUACGUGUGGAAGAAGACUGCAAAUGGGAAGACCUACUACGACAGAUCGUUGCAGAUGCAGUGCGUGGAGGCUGCGGGAAAGAUUCUCUUCGUGGGUAUCAACUUCCUUGCAAGGGGCCCCAAAGUCAGCAAAGCCGAGCUUGAUGAGAUGUUUGACAAGGCCAAGGAGCUGGGGAUCGAUCGAUACGGAGGAGAUCGGGCUGGAAUGUACAUGGUGAAGCACGACGGCUGCGAAUACCCUGUGUCUACAGACGCGAGUGUGAUGGGUCCACGAAGUGACUUCCCAGGACCUCUCAUGGAUAAGGUGUGUUUGUGA